Molecule: messenger RNA, 306 nt
Organism: Fusarium verticillioides 7600
Lineage: Eukaryota; Fungi; Ascomycota; Sordariomycetes; Hypocreales; Nectriaceae
Exons: 1
Coding region: 1-306 (101 amino acids)
Source: RefSeq, a predicted model, not a curated record
AUGAGCCUCAAUGGUGCAGCAUAUAUGGAGAUCCAGUGGAUCGAUAUGGUGUAUAAUGUUACAAAAGACAACGAGAAGAAGAGAAGUUUAGAUGGCAGGGUGUUGGAGAGAGAUGCUGAGCAAGACGGUGAGCUGAUACGACGAGAUGAUAGUAAGGGUGCAUGUAAGGUCGUAUGCAGCAUCGAUGAGGCGGAUGAGGCUGGAGAGACCAAGAUCCUUUCGAAAAGUGCGGCGUCUCACAUGCUGAAUAUGCGAUACUGGACAAGGACAAUUGCGUUUGGAAUCAUGCUUUUGGCGUAUAUAUAA